This is a messenger RNA of Olea europaea var. sylvestris, 526 nucleotides long. RefSeq lists its product as uncharacterized. NCBI's taxonomy places the organism in Eukaryota, Viridiplantae, Streptophyta, Magnoliopsida, Lamiales, Oleaceae. The record is from RefSeq and is a predicted model, not a curated record. The coding region runs from base 3 to 368 and encodes 121 amino acids. The transcript has a single exon.
AAAUGCAAAAGCCGUUGCUGGAACUGCUGAAGGAAUAUGACAUGGCAAUAGGCAUUUUCCCUCGUGAUGCCACCAACUAUGAGUUCAAUGAAGAGACGGGAAAGUUGACUGUCUACAUACCAUCAGUCUGUGAAGUGGGUUAUAGAGAUUCUUCUGUCCUGCGUUUCUCAACUGUUGUAACUGGAUAUCUAGAGAAGGGCAAGUUGGCUGAUAUAGAGGGAAUAAAAACCAAAGUGAUGAUUUGGGUAAAAGUGACUGCUAUUACAUGUGAAAAAUCAAAGCUCCAUUUCACUGCUGGUAUGAAGAAAACUAGAAGCAGAGAUGCUUAUGAGGUUCUUAGAGAUGGCGUAGGUGUAGAUAAGUUCUAAGAUGGUUGAGUUGCUAUCAAUUAUUUGGUUGUCGUAGUACAUUUUAGAGGUAUUUGGACCUUUUUUUAGCUUACUAUCUUGAUGUUUGGUUAUUAUAACUUUUGGAAUAGUGACGUGUUUAAUGAUAUUUAUUUCAUGAAAAGUGUUCGAAGUUAAAA